Eucalyptus grandis is the source of this 2528-nucleotide messenger RNA. Its product is annotated as probable receptor-like protein kinase At1g11050. Lineage: Eukaryota; Viridiplantae; Streptophyta; Magnoliopsida; Myrtales; Myrtaceae. Gene Ontology annotation, molecular function: protein kinase activity; ATP binding. The record is from RefSeq and is a predicted model, not a curated record. Gene Ontology annotation, biological process: protein phosphorylation.
UAUUCAACGGUGUUUAACUCCACCUCCGAUGGCGGCGUACCCCGUCAAGGGUGGUAGUUUGACCAGACGACGAAGGGAGUGGCUGCUCCUUUCUUCCGGUCCGCCUUUUGAAGCUCCGUUCAUGGCGUCUCCAUCUUCUCCCUCCUUGAACCACCUCCACCUCCACCUUUGAUGCUCCCCAUCUCUUCUCUCCGACAGAAGAGUAAAGCAAGAAUCGCACCCAAGAAGUCAAAGAUGAAUCUUGAAUCGGCGUCGCCCGCUGCCAUCUCCCUGUUCUUCGCAGUUCUUUCUCUCACUGCUCUCUCCCCAGCUUCCGCCGCCGCCCCCGCCGCCGCCACCAACGGAUCGACAUGCCCUCUGGAUCUCAGCUACGUGCGCACAAUCCCUUGGAACAGUUCGAAUUGCCAACACCCCAGCUUCGAACCCAACGCUUCCCUCAGCGACAAUUCUAAGAACCCCUGUUGCCAGAACCUCCUGUCCCUCUUCGGCGUUGGUUUGGCUCAGAGCCUCCGACAGACUUCUCUGUUCCAACUCCCAGACCUCAACUCCUCCAUUUCUUGCCUCCAAGACUUUCAAUCCGCCCUCACUUCUCUCUCUCUCGCCACCGAUCUUGUUUCCCACUGCCUCGACCCUUCGCAGUUCCUCAUCACGCCCUACUCUUGUGCCCACAUUCACACUACGCAGGACUGGGUCAGGGAACUUGGCAACUCAACGAUUCUUGAUUCGGCCUGCAAGCCCGACCUCAAUGUUUUGACCUACUGUGACCAGUGCGUGUCUGCUGGUUUGAGCGUCCAAGCCGAGCUGCAAUCCAUCAGUGGUAACAAUCCCAAUACUACGGAUUGCUUUUAUUUCACUAUUCUGUAUGCUGCUGGUAUUGUCAAUGCUUACGGGCCCAAGAGUAAUGGCGCGCUGACGUGCAUUAUGGCAUUGUCAAUCAAUAAGCAAGGGAGUUCGGCUGGUAAACGGCACACUAAUCGUUUUGGCUUGACUGGUGCUGGUGUUGCGGUCAUAGUCAUGUCUUGUUUGCUGGGUUUGUACUUUUGGUAUGAUAGGAUGAGUAAGAGGAGGAGGAGAAUUCAGGGGUCUAAUGCAGAUUUUAGUCUUGACCAGGAGGAAUCAGGGUCUAGGGCAAGGCCAAGGCCUAAUACGGGGUCUAUUUGGUUCAAAAUUCGUGAUCUUGAGAAAGCAACCAGCAACUUCUCACAGAAGAAUUUCAUCGGGCGGGGUGGUUUUGGAUUGGUUUUCAAGGGAGUUCUAUCUGAUGGGACGGAGGUUGCUGUCAAGAGAAUUAUCGAAUCAGAUUUCCAGGGGGAUGCUGAGUUUUGCAACGAGGUCGAGAUUAUUAGCAAUUUGAAGCAUAGGAAUUUGGUGCCACUUAGGGGAUGCUGUGUGGUAGACGGAGAUGAUAAUGAUGAUUAUGAUGAAAUGAGUGGCCAGAGAUAUCUUGUCUAUGAUUACAUGCCAAAUGGUAAUCUCAAUGAUCAUCUUUUCCCAUUGCCCGAUAAUCAAAGUGGGAAGAAGACAUUGACCUGGCCAAAGGAAAACAUUAUUUUGGACGUGGCAAAGGGGCUCGCUUAUCUGCACUAUGGGGUGAAACCUGCAAUAUAUCAUAGAGACAUUAAAGCGACAAACAUUUUGCUGGAUGCAGACAUGAGGGCAAGAGUCGCAGAUUUUGGGUUAGCAAAGCAAAGCAGAGAAGGACAAUCCCAUCUUACUACCAGGGUGGCUGGAACUCAUGGCUAUUUGGCUCCCGAGUAUGCACUUUAUGGACAGCUGACUGAAAAGAGUGAUGUCUAUAGUUUCGGAGUGGUUGUUUUGGAAACAAUGUGUGGUAGAAAGGCUCUUGAUUUGUCUUCUUCAGGGUCGCCACGGGCAUUUUUGAUAACAGAUUGGGUCUGGUCUCUGAUAAAAGCUGGGAAGAUAGAAGAAGCAUUUGAUCCUUCGUUGUUGAAAGCUGGAGAGUCUACAAAUUCGAACCCAAAGGGCAUAAUGGAGAGAUUUGUGCUGGUUGGAAUACUGUGUGCUCAUGUUAUGGUGGCUCUAAGGCCAACCAUCUUGGAUGCACUGAAAAUGUUGGAAGGAGAUAUUGAAGUUCCUUCCAUCCCAGACAGGCCAACUCCCCUGGGACACCCAUCAUUUUGCGGAGAUGGCAACACUUUCAGCAUAUCACCUGCCUUAAGUGGGCCCAAAUUGAACCCUGGAGACAUGCUCAGGUUUACUCAGAGAGCUGAGGACUUCAAUGGAAUUUGAAUAUCCAGGGGACUCGAAAUAUUUACUACUUUUUUCUUUUUUAUCUUCCUUUUGUUAUCUUUGUUCAUAACCAUGUUGAUAUGAAAUGGAAGAGUUUUGGUAAUUUGCAAACGCAGGAGAGGAAAUAGCGUAGUUGAAAAGUGAAGUCACUGCCUGGUAGUGUGUUAGGUGUAUAUUUGUUACAAUUUACCAUCGGUAUAUGCGAGGCCAGGGUAACAUCUCAUAUUUUGUCUAUACAAAAAGGAAGAUCUUGUUCUAUCUUCCAAAUAAGUGACAAA